UUUGGACUGUACAGGUGCCCCUCAGCAAAGUCCGCGUCGAAAAGUUAUACGCCGGCCCACGACUGCGCGACGAGGAGUGCGUGUGCGUGUCAAUUGACCCUGGAUUGUUUGGUACAGAAGAGAUAUAGAGCAAAACAUGUCAUAUUUAAUCAAAGGCGUUCAGAAAUACGGGUUUGCCAGUCAAACGCACAGCAUAGGAGAUUUCUUAAUUAAAAAAUGUAUACUGAAGGGUUCAAAACCUUUCCAUGGACAAACAAUGAGAACUUCACAGGCAUUUUCUCAAGUUCAUUCAGAAAACAUGGACUCUUUCAGUUAUGUAAUUGUUGGAGCUGGAUCUGCAGGGUGUGUGUUAGCCAACCGAUUGUCUGAAGAUUCUCACAGCACUGUUAAACUGCUAGAAGCAGGGCCGAAAGAUACUCUUUUCGACAGCAAACUAUUACUGUGGAAGAUUCACAUGCCUGCUGCAUUAACUUACAACCUAUGUGAUGAGAAAUAUAACUGGUAUUACCAUACAACACCUCAAAAGCACAUGGAUAAUCGAGUUAUGUACUGGCCCAGAGGAAGAGUCUGGGGUGGCUCCUCCUCCCUCAAUGCCAUGGUGUACAUUCGGGGCCAUGCAGAAGAUUAUAACAGGUGGAGUAAAGAAGGGGCAGUUGGAUGGGAUUAUGAACAUUGUUUGCCUUAUUUUAAAAAAGCACAGGCUCACGAGCUGGGUGCUGAUCUUUAUCGAGGUGGGCAUGGUCCACUUCAUGUCUCAAGGGGGAAAACAAAAAACCCUCUUCAUUGUGCAUUUUUGGAGGCAGCUCAACAAGCUGGGUACCCUUUCACAGAGGAUAUGAAUGGUUUUCAACAAGAAGGCUUUGGCUGGAUGGAUAUGACAAUACACAAAGGUCAAAGAUGGAGCACAGCUAGUGCUUACCUCCGCCCUGUGUUAUCACGUCCAAACCUGUCAGCAGAAGACAGUACACUUGUAACGAAAAUUUUGUUUGAAGGGACCAAAGCCAUUGGCAUUGAAUACAUUAAAAAUGGAGAAAAGAAAAAGGUUUUUGCUAGUAAAGAAGUUAUUUUAAGUGGAGGUGCCAUAAAUUCCCCACAGCUACUUAUGCUGUCUGGAGUUGGACAUUCAGAUGAUCUAAAAAAAUUAGGAAUCCCUGUUGUCUGCCAUCUUUCAGGAGUUGGACAGAAUCUUCAAGAUCAUUUAGAAGUGUACAUACAGCAGAAGUGCACUCAACCUGUAACACUGUAUAAAUCACAAAAGCCUCUUCAAAUGAUCAAGAUUGGUCUUGAAUGGUUUUGGAAAUUUACAGGUGAUGGAGCCACUGCCCACUUAGAGACUGGUGGAUUUAUCAGAAGUCGAGCAGGAGUUUCUCACCCAGAUAUUCAGAUUCAUUUCCUCCCUUCUCAGGUGAUUGACCAUGGGCGUGUUGCUUCUCAGUUGGAAGCGUACCAGGUACAUAUUGGCCCCAUGCGAAGUACCAGCAUAGGAUGGCUAAAGCUGAAAAGUACAGACCCUAGAGAGCAUCCCAUACUAGAACCCAACUAUUUGUCAACAGAAAUAGAUGUCUGGGAAUUUCGUCAGUGUGUGAAGUUAGCUAGAGAUUUAUUUGUUCAGGACGCCUUUGACAAAUUCCGUGGACCUGAAAUUCAGCCAGGAAACCAUGUUCAGUCUGAUGAAGAAAUAGAUGCUUUCAUAAGGCAAAAGGCUGAUAGUGCCUACCAUCCUUCGUGCACUUGUAAAAUGGGACAGAGUUCUGAUGCUUCUGCUGUGGUUGAUCCUCAGACCAAAGUUAUAGGAAUUGAAAACCUAAGAGUUGUUGAUGCUUCAAUAAUGCCUAGUAUAGCCAGUGGGAAUUUAAAUGCCCCAACCAUCAUGGUAGCAGAGAAAGCUGCUGAUAUAAUCAAGGGACUGCCAUCACUUCAAGAGGAAAAUGUUCCUGUAUAUAAGCCACAAAGUUUGGAAACGCAGCGUUAAGCACCUGCGAUUUUUUCUCCAGCAUACAGAAGUUUGUCUGGAAUUUGCCUUUACUUUUACUAUGAGAAUAAGUAUCAAAAAGUAUUUCUUUUAAUAUACCUAUGUGAAAUUCCUUUAUAAUAAUAUUGAAUUGAAAAUCCACUUUCAAUUAUAAAUACUCAAGAAAAAAAAUUAGAUGUGUCAUGGAAAGCAUUGGCUGCAACCUCUAGUAAUAACAGGUGACCAUGUUGUCCCCAAAACUACUGAGUAACAACAUGGCUGAUAGACCUAGAUAUUUAUUAAUUUGUAUAGUAGGAUCUUAAGAUGGAAUUGACCUCAGAUCUUGAAUAGUCCUUUAAGUAGCUGGAUAAACAAUUGUGAACUAGUUAAGGUAUAGUUUAUGACCUUUUGGCCUUACACUAUAACAAGUGGAUUUUUGUAUGUGGUUUCUUCAGACAAUUAAAAUUGUAUUAAUUGUCCAAUACCAACAGUACACUCUAGAAAAACGUAAUCACGAGAAAGUUCCUUUGAAAGUCACAGAAUGGGAUUUAUCCUAUCUUAAUCCCUAUUGUGGUUCUUAGUUCCAAUGUUGGAUUGUGACCCAAAUGUCUUUCUCCUUAUUUAAGCAAUAGUCUCCAUACUGAUUCAUGUACACAAUAUGGCUGAUUUUAGGCAAGUGAUCUCAGAUACUUUUAAUUCUAUAUUCAGCUGAAUAUUUUCUGAUGUCAUGAUUAUGGACGAGAGUGGCUAAUGUAAUUUAGCAGCUGCACAGAAAAGUAAUGUAUACAGAAGCAGAAAAGUAGGAAAAUGUCUCAUGAAUGAACAAUAGGAACAACAGGUUACCUAAUGGCUACAUGUUGCAAAGAGUAUCAAAUGGCAAAUAAGUUGUGGAGGCCAUUGCAAUUGCUAUAAACCUGAGGGUCAGAAACCUGUCAUUAUGCUUCCGUUAACAGGCUCUCAUGUACAGGCUGGUGUAUGCAACACACUACACAAGAUUUAGUAGCUCAAUCAUUUACGAUAGAAAUGCAAAUUUUAUUUAUUUAUUUAUUGCAUUUAUAUCCUGCCUUUUUUCCCCUCCAAGGAACCCAAGGUGGCGUACAUAAUCUUCCUCCUCUCCAUUGUAUCCUCACAACAACAACCCUGUGAGGUAGG
Messenger RNA from Elgaria multicarinata webbii, 3103 nucleotides. It is a transcript of the gene CHDH, whose product is annotated as choline dehydrogenase. Lineage: Eukaryota; Metazoa; Chordata; Lepidosauria; Squamata; Anguidae. The coding region runs from base 137 to 1972 and encodes 611 amino acids. The transcript is spliced from 8 exons. Gene Ontology annotation, cellular component: mitochondrial inner membrane. The record is from RefSeq and is a predicted model, not a curated record. Gene Ontology annotation, molecular function: flavin adenine dinucleotide binding; choline dehydrogenase activity.